This is a messenger RNA of Bursaphelenchus xylophilus (pine wood nematode), 858 nucleotides long. NCBI's taxonomy places the organism in Eukaryota, Metazoa, Nematoda, Chromadorea, Rhabditida, Aphelenchoididae. The record is from the annotation of a GenBank genome assembly.
AUGGAGGACAUGUCCGAGUUCCGCAUCCUCUCCAACGACGCUUGGGCGGGCUUGGUUCAUCGCUCUCCCAAAAUGGAAAAGUCCGAGUUCAUGGGACUCAUUGGCCGCAACAAACGUCAAGCCGGGUGUGCGUGCGCGCGACAACAACAAAACUGCCCGCCAGGCCCAGCCGGACCACCCGGCACCCCAGGCCUCCCCGGAAAUGAUGGAGAACCCGGAAAGGCGGGCCGAGUUGGAGCUCCGGGCGUUGGUAUCAUUGGAAACGAUGUUGCUCCUGGUGGUUGCAUCAAGUGCCCUGCCGGCCCACGCGGCCCACCUGGACCUACUGGCCCUGCUGGACCGGUCGGUCAGCCCGGACAUCCCGGUCAAGCCGGACGCAAGGGACAAGAUGGACAUCCAGGACCCAACGGGCCCGCCGGCAACGCCGGACCAGCCGGUCAACCAGGCCAUCCCGGUGGUCCGGGACAACCGGGACGCCCAGGUCAACGCGGAAAAGGACUGCCAGGCCCGAAGGGACCGCGUGGCCAGCCCGGACAGCCCGGCCAUCCUGGUCAGCCCGGUCAACGAGGACCACUUGGACACCCAGGACCACAAGGACCCGUCGGACCUCGCGGUCAGCCAGGACAGCCCGGACAGGCCGGUCAUCCCGGACUUCCCGGUGGUCAAGGCCCCCACGGAAAGGAUGCCGCUUACUGCCCAUGCCCUCCACGUGCCGGUUCGGCGCCGGUCGCUGCGGCUCCACAGACCGCCUACAAUGCCGGUCCUGCGGUUGGCGCUCCGGCUUCCUAUCGUCGACGUGUCGCAGCUCGCCGUCAUGCCAAUCGGCCUGUCGCUGCGGCUCGUGUGGCCAAGGCGUGA